Messenger RNA from Myxocyprinus asiaticus (Chinese sucker), 2487 nucleotides. Its product is annotated as V-type proton ATPase subunit S1-like protein. Gene Ontology annotation, cellular component: proton-transporting V-type ATPase complex. The transcript has 7 exons. NCBI's taxonomy places the organism in Eukaryota, Metazoa, Chordata, Actinopteri, Cypriniformes, Catostomidae. Bases 34 to 1005 code for a protein of 323 amino acids. The record is from RefSeq and is a predicted model, not a curated record.
CAGCAGUCUACAUCAGCAUCUCUGGAUGUAUACAUGGCAUCGCCGUGUCGCCCAAUGUCUCUCGCGCUAUUUUCUUUUCUUUUCCUGCAGAUAUCCUCGUCUUAUGAGCAGCUGUCUGCCUUUGUGGAAGGGAGUUCAGAUGACAGACCAUCCCAAGGCAUCAGACUUGAAGAAAAUGGGGUUGACGGUGUCAGUUCGGUGUUUGUGGCUGAAGCACGCCUCAGACGAGCUCUGCAGCCGUACGGAUGGCAGCUACACGCUCCUCCACGCAGGAAGUUGCUGCAGUAUGCAGGACUGUUGCCGUACUCGCCUCUGAGUGUGACUUACAACGGUAAAACCUGCAUCCUCUUCAGAGUGCGCAAACUGGCCAUCAGGUACAGAAAUCACAGUUUAGUGGAUCUGACGGAGAGAACGUUCGGCCCGGAUGCACCAGUCGACACCAAAGGCUCAUUCUGCAGUAAAGAUAAAGCCAUACUCAGUCUACGUUUUGGUGAUGUGGAAGAUCUUCGAGGACUCACAAUCAGGCUACAAAUGUCAAACACGUUCUACAAUUCGGCAGGGCAGAACUGGUUCACUCUCGAUAACGUUCACAUUCACUACAACUGGACGUACGAGGCCACGUUCAAUGCAACAGAUGUGUAUGCGCCCUCCACCAACUCGUAUCACUGCCAACACGUGAGCAGUCUGCAGAAAUACGACACGCUGCUGGUGCCCAGCGCCAACACGGACCAUGCCGCAAACUGGCACAUCACAUUCACAGACUUUCAGAUUCAGGCAUUCAACGUUCAGUCCAGUAAGUUUGCGUCGGCCAGCGACUGUGCAACCUUCUUCACUCCUGCGAUCCUGAUGGGUCUGAUCACAUCUCUGAUCCUACUGCUGGUGCUGGCGUACGCGCUGCACAUGGUGGUACAUCUAAAGCACAUCGACCGUUACGAAGAGCACAAGACCACCGUAUACUUCCCUCGCAGCACAGAAGCCGAGUGCACAGAGAAGAACAACCUCUAGGGUCCCUUCACAGGUCAUGACAUGGACAGUUCCCUGACUGUGAGCUCUGGAACUAAAAACACUGGCAUCCAAUGGCAGACUCCACAACUGCACGUGGGACACAGGGCUGUUUGGGACUGACUGCACCACGGCAGUGACAUCAUUGUGGUGGGACAGUGGAAGUCCGAAUCAGGUUCCUUACAGAGCUUACAGGCUCAGUAUAAAGAGAGGAUUUGGAGAUAUCUGUCCGUUCUCACCAAAAAUCUAGGAAAUAAACAUUCAGUGUCAAGGGUUCGUGAGCGGUUUCCUGAAGGAGAUCUUCAGAUGUUUGAAUGCAAUUCGAAAUAGCACAGUAACCAAUAUUUAGCAUUUGCAUUGUCUGUCUAAGCUUGUGUUGGACUGAUCAUGACCAGUUUUAACUAAUACUGAUGCUUCUUUAAAGUCAACAUGAAACUUCCAUAAUGUGACCGUAAAUUUCAUUCCAUAAUAUUUUGUGUAGCACGGCGAGACUUAAUUACAUCCAUCAGGGAUUAAUUGGAUGGUGAAAAAGUGGUCUCUGUAUGACAGGAGGUUAGAAGGGAUUUUGCUGAAUGAUUACGAAGACCAUCCUUUUUGUUUUUUGCUAUAAUACACAGAUGAAUCAUUCACAAUAAGGCCAGAAACAUGCAUUAAGAAAAUAUAAAGGUCAGUUUGAAUUUCAUGUUGACUUUAUAGUUUCAAACUGUGAAUAAACCAUUAUGAUGUAAUAUAGUUUUAAUUAGCAAAAUUUUACAAAUGACUUCUGAUCAAGUGUUUAGCACAGUAAAAAUGUAAUCCGUUUUUAAUUGGUUGAAAAUGUUGUAUUACUUAAAAGAAUAAACUUCCCCUUUGAUUAAAAGGUACGCUAUUAAACGAAAAACUCGAAUGAGUACUAAAACACUGAAGUAAUGGUUUCAAAACAGCAAAUACAAUGUAUACUUUUUAAAAACUUUAUUCCAAAAAAUGAGGAAUCACUUUUAUUCAUUACUAAUGUUAUUUUCAAAAGAUGUAUUUUUAAAAUGAUCAUGUUAUGGCAUUUUUGUGUAGAUUGUAUGUUGUUGGUUUUGUAACUUCUUGUUUUCUUUUUUUUAUUAGUCUCUUGUGUAUGCUUUGGCUGUAUGGUGAGGACGCCAACUUCCUAUCACAACUUGUUGAGUUUUUAAAUCAACAACUAUUGAAGCAAAACAACAAUUGCACCAACAUGACGUUUGUUAGUGAAUAUGUUAUAGACAUUUCGGAACCAAAAUAAUCUGAUUUGCAUUGUACCAUGUCCUGUAUAUUGGUAAUAACCAUAAUGUGCUAAAGUAAGGGAAAAUAUGUUAUUUUUUCAUGUACACAUGUAUUUGGGAACAUAUUAAUAGCUUAACUUUGUUCAGCAGACAUUUAUUCAGAUAAAAUGGAGCGUUGUGAAAUGGGCUAUGAUGUACUAUUAAUGUUUGAUGAUUAUUGUCUUCUCAGUUUCUGUUGAGUUCAAUAAAAUCAGCA